CGGCGUGUUAGUAGAUAUUUGGCAACUGAAGUGUUAGGUAAGCCUAAAUGAUACGUAAAAAGAAACCCCGCGAGCAAGAUCUUGAGCAAGAUACCCGCGAGAAAGAAACGGCGCCUUAUUCCUUGCCUUAUUCCCAGUGAGUGACAAAUCAAAAUACCCAUUGCAAAGUGUGAAAAAUUCGCAGACACAAGAGACUUAUCCACAACAAUGAACGACGGUGCCACAGAGAGCUGCUCUCAGAUUUUGAGGGUGAAGGAGGAGGUGAAAGAAGAGGAUUUGUCAGCACCAGAGGAUGGUUCUUCAGCAGACGAAUGCCUGAUGCUUCAGGAGCCGCAAGAGAGUUGUAGGGAUGCUGUUAACAUCAAGCCUGAGCUGCCAUCCCAGAUCGGUGAUAGCCGGGAGAUCAUAGUCAAGGCUGAAGAUGACGACUGGGACGCCAAGUGGAGGGUGGAUGUUCCCGACCGGGACCCGCUGGAGCUGGCGCCCGACACUAAGAAGGCUUUCCUCGGCGAUGGCGCUGUCAAGGAGGAGUCCGAGGCUUCCAUUGCCGCCGUCGGCGAAGGAGACCAGGCGACAGGCUCAACAGGCGGACUGGCAACGGUCGGUUGUCCUCACUGCGACUUCAGCUGUCCGGGACAAGAUCUUCUGAACAGGCACGUCAAGGAUAAACACGGUCACAUCGGCAGGGACGGCAAAUUGAAGUGUCAGUGGUCUCAUUACUCUACGAACCAUUCCGGCAGCAUGGCAAAACACCUCCGUACGCACACGAGAGAGCGGCCGUACCGCUGUGAUAUAUGUGACAAAACGUUUUCUUUUCAGAGUCAUUUGACCAGGCACCGCCGUGUACACACGGGAGAGCGGCCGUACCGCUGUGGUGUAUGUAAUAAGUCGUUUUCUGAGCCCAGUAAGCUGACCAUCCACCGCCGUACACAUACGGGAGACCUGCCGUACCGCUGUGAUGUAUGUGACAAGGCGUUUGAUGUACAUGAUAAGCUGACCCGCCACCGCCGCACACACACGGGAGAGCGGCCGUACCGCUGUGAUAUAUGCAUCAAGGGGUUUUCCCAGCAACAUAAUCUCGUUAUACACCGCCGUAGGCACACUGGAGAGCGGCCGCACCGCUGUGAAACGUGUGACAAAACGUUUGCUGAUCAAAGUGGUCUGGCCGUCCACCGCCGUACACACACGGGUGAGCGUCCGUUCCGCUGUGAUCUGUGUAAUAAGUCGUUUUCUCAAGCUAGUGGUCUGGCCACCCACCGCCGUACACACACGGGAGAGCGGCCGUACCGCUGUGAUGUGUGUGACAAGGCAUUUGCUGUACAAAGUAGUCUGGCCGUCCACCGCCGUACACACACGGGAGAGCGGCCGUACCGCUGUGAUCUGUGUAAUGAGUCGUUUUCUCAGAUGUCUCAUUUAACUUACCACCGCCGCACACACACGGGAGAGCGGCCGUACCGCUGCGAUGUGUGUGACAAAACCUUUGCUGUACAAGGUGGUCUUACCAAGCACCGACGUACAUCGCACCUCUAAAGUGAUGUGCGGUUUUACAAAUAUCUACAGAUGGCUUUGACUGACGGUUUCUAAAUGAUCCAGGAGUAGACAGCAGAAGCCAAACACGCAGCUGCAAGGAUGACGAAACAUGUAAGGUUUAAGGUGCGUUCGGAGAGGCACAUUGCACAAUGCACAUGGAAUAUUUCAUGCGCGCGGAAUAUUCCCGGAGAUUGGCCGUUCGGGAGCCGUUCCCGUGGAAAUUCACCGUGGAUUCCCGGGGAACGCGUUGAAUCUGAAAAGCAUGUUUUGCGUCAUUCCCGCCAAGAUGGCGGCGCCCACAGGAGCGAUGGCUACGUAAAUUCAGUGGGUUUUAUUAGUUGUUGAUGAUUAAUUUUGUUACUUUUGUUGCAUCUAUGCACUAAGUAGAUGCUUUUUUCGAUUGUUAUUCCUGCAAGACGUCUACAAUAGGUACAAAACAUUGUUCUUCAUAACUGUUUUUGUACAUUAUUUCAUAGCAAUAUGUUUUUAAGCCUUAACAUAUUCCAGAUAAAAUUCUUCCAAAUUUAACUUAUGAAACGUGGCACGCGACACGGGGAAUAUUCCCGGGGACGCCGACGGUGAAUAUUCCAUGCUCUCCGAACGCACCCAUAGUCGCUCUUGAAAGUAUCGCCUCAUGGGCUGCAGCGGCUCCGUGAACUAUUUCAUUCGGUUUGAGGACCCCAGCAGUGAGGUUAUGGCCAGUAUCGUAAAAAGUACGCUGUGUCACGAUCCUACGCCAGCGAUAGAAGGAAAACUGCUAUAUGACGCAGGCACCGGCGGCUGACAACUGGGUCGAAAUAGGUGGAGGCCGGCCCAGAGGUCAUGCUCGUGUCGCUCUUCCUUGACCCCGUCCACCGCCCCAGGCCCCACUUGGGUUCACCAGCCGGGCGCUCAGUGGUCUGCUUUAGUGGGCGCCAAUCACUGUUAACUCUUUUUUUUAUCUAUAUUUAAUUAACCCACGAGCCGCUGGGAGGGCCAUAAAGUUGCCCCCCUUUACGUUUGGUGUAAUAUCUCCGAAACCGGAUGAGAUACGAAGCUGAAACUUGGCAUAGCUUCAAAUGAAUACCUAGCGCAUAUUUGAGGAAUGUUUGGUGGUUGUAGCACAUAAGAUGACGUCACAGUGUCGUCAUAAAGUUUUGUCGUUUUCCGAUAUGGAGCGUUUCCGAUGUCGCUGACCACGAAACGCAACGGUAAAUGAUCUAAACAGCACCUGUUGUCAUUCUGACAUAUCUAAGUACACUUUCAACUAGAUCCUAACCAGUGAUCGGCCCUAUAUAUUCGGUCUCAUAUGUCGGAUAUAUCGCGAGGAAACCCAGAGACGCAAAUCUAUAAUUGGGCUUCUGACGUAACUGUGACGUCAUUUCAAGUGGGGUCGACACCAAAUUUGGACACAACCUCGGCUAGGUAUUCAGGAAUAUGUGUGCAAAGUUUCGUUUCUCUAUCUCUUCGCGUUGCGACGAUAUCGUCGGAGAAGUAAAGGGGGGGGGGGCAACUAUAUGCCCCCCCCCCCAGCGGCUGGCGGCUGGCGCGGAGGCCCAGCGGCCGCCGGGUUCAUGAUACAUGAUUCAGAACAGAACAUUCAAGACACAUGCCAUGAGAUUCAGAAAAAGACAAACAACGGGCAACGUUUCCUUAAACUCCCACUUCUUACCACGCAUGACAUUCUCACGCUCGCGGCAGACACUUUUGAAAACCCCCGCUAACGAUGUCAGCGGAGCUAUCAGCACCACGCGACGUGGUGUGUGGCCCGCCUGGCCAAGCCGGGGGUGUCCCAUCAUGGACUAAAGAACCGCCCCGGCCCCGGGGAGAUCUGGGGGAUAUCUCUCCAGCCGGGGAGAGCUGUGGGUUACCUCCAAUCACUGUCAACUCAGUGUGCGUGACGCGUAAAAUUACAACGAAGCAAAGUUCCGUCAUAACCCUACUCUGAAGAGGCCUUCUGAACGACGCAAACAGGUCAUGGGGGGGGGGGGCCUGGCAUCAAAUAAGGCUCUUAAAAAGAAGACGGCUGAUGGGUAAAUAUCUGUUUUUGUCGCCGUUCACUAACCGGCUUAUUCAAAAAGAGGACGUUCAAAUAAAGGACUAAGUGGCGAGUGUAUAUUUUUGUGAUUUGAAUCCGCUCGCGGGUGCACCUGCAACCACGGAUGUUAGGAUGAUGUUAGGACUGGCUGUUAGCGGGUGUAACUGAUUUUUUUUCGCAUUCGUGCACGAGUUUCCGGAUUAUACAGAAAGUCUAUGGUAGUCGUGCCGAUGGCGGGUCAAAUUUUCAGCUUUAUAAUGAAACAAAUCUCAACAAAUUCUCUGCGAGUAAGGUGGCUUUCGUUGACCACAUGCUUACUUCCAUCACAAGUUACCGCGCGGCGACCGCCUCCCCCCCCCCCCAUCCCUCCACAACCACUCCCCUCGCCCCGCCGCACUUGCUGCCACCGCGUGUCAGGCUCCGGUCAGUGCUACCAGUGGUUCUCAAACCUUUCCGCUCAACCGCGGCUGGGACAGGUGAAGCCCUCCCCCCAGAGUCGUGAUAUUUUCAAGGGAGACUAUACAUUCAAAGUUUUAUUGCAGACUGGCAAUUCGUUCCUAAAAUACAAAUGCAAAGCAUAACCACAACUGAAGCCGCGCAUUACUUCUGCGGUGGACGCUACAUGCACGGGUGGACGGCCACACUGAUGUGCCAUACCUAUGUGUGACGUGACAGGACAUUUUUGUCGGCCAUCUAACCUGGUUAAACAUUACCGAUGUCAUGCACGCUGAUCGGUCUGAAGGGUGGUGCGGUACCGUCGAAAUGUCGGCCAAGCUCCGUGUCAUGGAACGGCCGUAUACGGCUGUCCCACCUACACUGUAAUCAUACAAUUACACAUACGGGCCCACGGUGUGCUAUAGAAACGUGUAAAUAUGAUACGUCGUGUAAAGAGUGGACAUCCUCUACAUUUGUGAGCCGACUGUGUUUUGUAGUGUACGUGGUGAAACAAACAUGGCUGGCAAUACAACCGGAUGGAGAAAA
Molecule: messenger RNA, 4528 nt
Organism: Amphibalanus amphitrite
Lineage: Eukaryota; Metazoa; Arthropoda; Thecostraca; Balanomorpha; Balanidae
Product: zinc finger protein 765-like
Exons: 8
Coding region: 208-1530 (440 amino acids)
Biological process (GO): regulation of transcription by RNA polymerase II
Molecular function (GO): DNA-binding transcription factor activity, RNA polymerase II-specific; RNA polymerase II cis-regulatory region sequence-specific DNA binding
Source: RefSeq, a predicted model, not a curated record